Molecule: messenger RNA, 2241 nt
Organism: Danio aesculapii
Lineage: Eukaryota; Metazoa; Chordata; Actinopteri; Cypriniformes; Danionidae
Gene: ssb
Product: small RNA binding exonuclease protection factor La
Exons: 12
Coding region: 92-1297 (401 amino acids)
Biological process (GO): RNA processing; positive regulation of translation
Cellular component (GO): cytosol; nucleus; cytoplasmic stress granule
Molecular function (GO): RNA binding
Source: RefSeq, a predicted model, not a curated record
CUACGCGACGGCAUACCUCACUUCACGUUCUCACGGCGUUGAGUGUGGCGUUUCAUUGCUAUAGGACAAAACAGAGCGCAAUAAAACAAAGAUGGCUGACAAUCAGGAAAUGUCUCCCCUGGAGAAGAAGGUGGCGGAGCAGAUUGAGUAUUAUUUUGGUGACCAUAAUCUCCCAAGAGACAAGUUUCUGAAGGAGCAGCUGCAGUUAGACGACGGAUGGGUCCCUCUGGAGACUAUGCUGAAAUUUAACAGAUUGAAGAGUCUCACGUCAGAGGAGUCAGUCAUUGUUGAGUCUCUGCUGAAGUCUAAAACAGGCCUGCUGGAGAUCAGCGAAGACAAAACCAAAAUAAGACGAGAUCCGAACAAACCACUUCCUGAGAACAACGAGGAAUACAGGGACGCGCUCAAACACAAAUCCAUCUACAUGAAAGGCUUUCCUCUUGAAACCACGUUGGAUGAUGUUAAAGAGUGGCUUGCUGAUAAAGGCACAUUCGAGAACAUCUACCUGAGGAAAGGACCCCAGAAAACCUUUAAAGGAUCGAUCUUUGCGGUUUUGGAAACUGAAGAAGCUGCCAAGGCUUUUGUCGAGCGUGAAGACAUUAAAAAUUUCAAAGGGAACGAGAUGAUCGUCAUGAUGAAAGAUGCCUACUUUACUAAAAAGAUAGCUGAGAGGAAGCAGAACCGUGUGGAAUCUAAAGCUAAAGCCAAAUGUGACAAAGAGGAAAAGCAGAAACAGGCUGAAGAAGAAGAGAUGAAAUCCCUGAAUGACCAGCGAGGCUGCCUACUGAAGUUCUCUGGUGAAUUGGGUCAGACCUCGAGGGAGGAUUUUCACUCCGUCUUCUCUGAUCACGCUCAAAUCAAAUGGAUUGAUUUCACCAGAGGAGCUAAAGAGGGCACCAUCCUGUUCCACUCCAACGCUAAAGAGGCUCUCCAGAAAGUCCGAGAGGCUCACAAAGGGGAGGAUCCCAAGGUGAAAGAGCAGGUCGUUCAGUGGGAGAUUCUGGAGGGAGACGUGGAGAUGGAAACACUGAAGAAAAUCAUUGAGGAUCAGCAGGAGUCCAUGAACAAACGCAGAGGAGGCCGAGGAGGUUUCAGGGGUCGAGGAAGAGGACGAGGAGGCCGCAGAGACCGAGGAGGAAGAGAACACACCCAGUUCAAGGGAAAGAAGACCAAAUUUGAUAGCGAUGAAGAGGGAGAUGAAGAAAGCGCCAAUACAAAGAAGAGACCUCUCGAGACUAAUAGACAAGAUAACGGAGAGCCGGUUUCCAAACAAGCCAAAAGCGAGAAUGGUUCUUAAUGGGGAAGAGUUGUGGCCUUAUUUUUUUUGUACAGUAGAUUUUCUCUGAAACCAACAGAAAUGCAUUCUCAGACUACUUGUGUGUCAAAGGCUAACCGCUGCACGAAAUCUCUACGCCACACUUUUCUCUAAAAAGGGCAUCAUGCAUCAUUCUAAUGGAUUUGUUUUUGUUUUGUUUUCAAACAUGCCGGGUGCCUGGAUGCUUAUUUAUUUGCCAUACACGCACUUAUGGUUGCUGGUUUGAUUUAAGAUCUCAUCUACAGCUAGUAAUGUGUCAUUUUUAAAAAUCUAUUCUGCUUAAACAGUCCGCUGGAAGCAUUUACAGAACUAUUGACAACUUUAAUCGAGUUAUUUCAUUCCUUGAGCACUAACAGUUUGCGAACUCUUGUGUUUUCAGCACAAUAAAUGAGCUGAUUUAUGAUUUUGACAGCAUUUGUUAAGCGAUACUGUAUUACUGUAGAUCUAUUUGAACCCUUAAAAUAAUCUAUUAGGGUUGUCUGAAUUGUCAUUUCUCUAUUUUACAUUAACGAGCAGCCUCUUUUCUGCCGUCUGGAUUAUUCCAUUGGUUGUCACUUGCACAAACAGAGUGUGUGUUAUAGCUGUUUUCUUUUAUACGUGGUUGCAAAGGAGAGUUUUCUUUGAGUAAUUAGUAUUUUGAAUGAAGAUUUUUUUUUUAAUCGUGCUUAAUCACAGCUACAGAAACAUGUCUCUUAAUCUAGAGUGCUGUUUUAGGUGUCAUGCUUCAUAUUUACCCCUGCAGGGCUUCAACAAGCACUCGUUGUUUUGUUUUCCUUUGUUUUUUACUGCCAUGUGUUGAUGAAUUAAACACAUUUAGUAUUUCAAUAAAGGUCUUGAAAAUCUACCCGGUCAUUAUGGAUGUGGUUUUACUUGUAGGAAAUGUCUUGAUGCAAUAAAUUGACAUUGAUGGCAUACAUUAUGCUAAA